This is a messenger RNA of Peniophora sp. CBMAI 1063, 1110 nucleotides long. Lineage: Eukaryota; Fungi; Basidiomycota; Agaricomycetes; Russulales; Peniophoraceae. The record is from the annotation of a GenBank genome assembly.
AUGUCACCCGCAACUUCCUCGAAGGAUACACCCACUCACGGUCUAGAACAACUCUCCUUGGGCGAACAGUGGUGGGCUUCACGGUGGUCGUGGCUGAAAGAGCGAGGGUAUACACUACGCUCUCGUUACCAUCCGGACUGGAAGCCGUCAUGGAAGGUUGGGAGAGUAGAUGCGAGAAAGUACGAAGACGGGCAGUUCCCCAAUUUCAACUCGAACAUCAUGGACGCUACUUUCCGCGACGGCACUUUCGUGACGCUGAAGCGCAUCGAUCGCACCCGGCACUCGCGCGAGGUGGAGAUAUCCGUCAUGUUGUCCUCACCUGAACUUUCGAAAGACCCUCGCAAUCACUCCGUGCGAGUCAUCGAAGUGUUAGAGGAUGUACCGGAUGCGCCGGAUGUUUCUAUCCUAGUCAUUCCCCUCCUCAGCGACAUCGACGAGCCGGUGGUCGAAACUGUUGGAGAGUUCGUUGCUUUUUACACGCAGAUCCUUGAAGGGUUGCAAUUUCUACACGAGCACCGCAUAGCUCACUGCGACUUCUUUGGUACUAAUAUCCUCAUGGAUGCCGGACCCCUCUACCCCAAACCAUUUCAUCCCAGUGAACCCACUCGACGUCGCGAUUGGAAGGGCAAAGCUCGGCACUACACGCGUACGGAGCGGCCCGUCAAGUACUACAUAAUCGACUUCGGGCUCUCGCACAAGUUUGAACCGGACAACACUGCGCCUCGCAUCGUGCCCAUCAUACCCGGCGACAAGUCAGUACCCGAACACCAGGGCAUGCAAGAAUUCGAGCCUUCCGACCCAUUUGCGACUGACAUAUAUACCGCUGGUAACCUUGUGAAUGAAUGGUUCAUAGAGCGCGCCGACGGUUACGACUUCGUGAAGCCUCUCAUCGCAGACAUGACACAGGAGGAUCCAAGCAAACGGCCGAAGAUUGACGAAGUCGUGGAACGGUUUGCCGAAAUCCGUGCGUCCCUGAGCGAGAAGAAGUUGCGCUCUCGUGUCAAGGAUAGGUUAACCCAAUACCCUGCUUUCUUUGGUCUUCGUUUCCGCCUGCGCAGACUGCGACUUUCUCUCGGUGGAAUAUCCCCGAUCCCCGAUCCGUAUACUUGA